Messenger RNA from Ornithorhynchus anatinus (platypus), 1102 nucleotides. RefSeq names its product N-acylethanolamine acid amidase (gene NAAA). Gene Ontology annotation, biological process: fatty acid metabolic process. Gene Ontology annotation, cellular component: lysosome. The transcript has 11 exons. The record is from RefSeq and is a predicted model, not a curated record. The coding region runs from base 14 to 1081 and encodes 355 amino acids. NCBI's taxonomy places the organism in Eukaryota, Metazoa, Chordata, Mammalia, Monotremata, Ornithorhynchidae. Gene Ontology annotation, molecular function: fatty acid amide hydrolase activity.
UGGUGGGGCGGCCAUGGGGCGGCCGGCGCUGCUCCUGCUCCUGCUGCUGCUGCUGCCGCCGGUGCUGCGGGCGGCCCUCCCGGGCCCGGGCCCGGAUCCCGUCCCGCCCCGCUUCUCCGUGGAGCUGGACGCCGCCCCGGAGCUGCGCUGGCUGCCCGUGCUCAGGGCCUUCGACCCCGACUUCCUCCGAGCCGCCCUCCGACAAGUCUUCCGGGAGCGAGUUCCUAAAUGGGUGCACGUGACCCUGGGCCUGGUGGUGACCGAGCUGGAGGGAUUCCUGCCCCAGCCCUUCCUCGGGGAGAUCCGGGGCAUGAGCGAGGUCCUGGGGAUCCGCCUCAGCGACGGCAUCCUCCUCAACCUGGCCUACGAGUACAGCGCCUUCUGCACCAGCAUCCUCACCCAGGAUUCCAAAGGCCACAUUUUCCACGGCCGGAAUUUGGACUACGCCUUCGGAGACAUUUUGCGCAAGAUCGUUAUCGACGUGCAGUUCACGAGGGCCGGCAAGGUUGCGUACACCGGGACUACGUUCGUGGGCUACGUGGGUCUGUGGACCGGGCAGAGUCCGUACAGGUUUACGGUUUCCGCCGACGAACGAGAUAAAGGAUGGUGGUGGGAAAACGCGAUCGCUGCUCUCCUGCAGAGGAAUUCUCCGGUCAGCUGGCUUAUCAGGAACACCCUGAGCGAAGCGAAGGACUUCGAAGCGGCCGUGCUCAUGCUGGCCAAGACCCCCAUCAUCGCCGACACCUACUACAUCGUCGGAGGGGUGGCUCCCAAGGAGGGCGUGGUCAUCACUAGGAACAGAGGUGGCCCGGCGGACAUCUGGCCUCUCGACCCCUUAAACGGAGAGUGGUACAGGGUCGAGACCAACUACGAUCACUGGAAGCCUCCUCCGCGCUCCGAUGACCGCAGGACUCCGGCCAUCAAGGCGCUCAACGCGACCGGUCAGGAGCACAUCAGUUUGAACACCCUCUUUCAGGUGUUGUCAGUGGUCCCGGUAAUGAACAACUACACGAUCUACACCACGGUGAUGAGUGCCGCCAGCCCGGAGGAAUAUACCACCAGGAUCCGCCCCAUCUGGUGAAAGAUGCGAUUUACGAAAAAA